AUGUGUAUUUGGCGAAGAACAAAGCUUUUUCUUGCGAUAUUUUUUGGUUCCAUCCAGAAAAGGACUCUAAGAAAAGAGCUCGAGGAAGAGAUGGCAGAAGCAGCAAUAGACUCAAAUGAGGAGGUGUCAAAGGAAACCGAGGACCUAGGCUUUCUUGAACAAGUUGAUGGAGGUACUUUCCAACAAGUCACGAACCUCCUGAAUAUCAUGGAAAGUGAGUCAGCAAAGUCGGACGUUGCAUGGGCAGGCCCUGACAUGCGGAAGACCCUGGCCUCAGUGAUAAUCACUGAGAAGGCCAACAGCAAGCCCUCCGUGGUGAUGAAUGCUCUCAUCCGCUGCCUGCAGAUGCCCGAGAUUUCCAUCCAGCGCAAGGUCAACAUUUACAACAUCCUCCAGGAAAUCAUCCAGCAGGAAGGGGAACUGGAGGAGCAAUGUGUCCAGAGGCUGGUCACCAUCGCCUCCAAGGAGAUGAGGGAGACCUCAGAGACGGAAGGCUACGUGAAGGCAGAGGUGGCCAGUGACACCCUGGUGGCUCUGUCCCGAAACCACUUUAGCUUGGUCAUGUAUGAGCUGCAGCACCACCUCAAGCCCCUCAACCUCACUGACGAGUUUGUCAUCGUCACCUUGGCCAAGCUGGCCAAUGGCAAUGUGUUCGAGUUCAUGCCGUACAUGGGCAUCACCCUGGCAACCAUAUUCACAAUGCUGAGACUUGCCAGCGAGGCCAAGAUGCGGCAGGUGAUCUGUGGGGCCAUGGAGACCUUCUGUGAGACAGUGCAGUUCUACCUGAGACACCUAGAGGACAGUGUGUACCCUGUGAUGACUGAGGAGCAGUUUGCCAUGAAGCUGUUCCCCAUGUACCGGUACUUUGUGACCGUGUGGCUGCGGAACGACGACUCCGAGGUCAAGCUGGGGGUCAUCAAGUCCCUGAGGCCCAUGCUGAACCUCCUGCUGCCCAACGAUGACCUUCGGGAGCAGGUCUACGACUACAUCCCCCUGCUGCUGGCCGAGUACCAGGGCAGCCUGGAGGCGCUCUUCAUCACCCAGGUCCUGAGGCAGAUCCUGGAGGUAUCAGUCAUCACCAGCACCCCUGUCCCCCAAAUGCAGCUGCACACCAUCUUCACGGAACUGCACAUCCAGGUGUGUGCCAAGGCCCCAGCCCAGCAGCAGUACAGCAGCCAGAAUCUGACGGAGAUUGUGCACUGCUUCAUAGCCCUGGCCCGCUCCUACCCCAAGGAGCUGAUGAAGUUCUUCCUCAGCCAGAUGGAGAUGAGCAAGGAGGCCACCCGUGUGGGGACCCUGACCCUGAUCAGGGCCGUGGUGAGCGCAGAUGAGCCCAAAAUGAAUACGAGGACCAUCCACCUGGCCAUCAGGGUAGUCAAGAACACCCUCUCCGAUACCAGGUCUAAGGUGAGGAUGGCCAUUCUCCGCAUCAUAGGCCAGUUGGCACUUUCCGGCUACCAGGACAGGAUCAAAGGCUGGGGCCUGAAGUACGUGUCAGUGCAGCUGACCUUGUCCACCUACAAACUGACAAAUCGCCGGGAGAGCUUUUAUCAGAGAGACUUGGAGGAGAAGAUGGUCCACAAAGUUACUAUGGACACAGUGAGGAUCAUCACCUCCUCUGUCAGUGGGAUGACCAAUGAGUUUUGGGUGAGACUUCUGUGCUACAUCAUGGAGACAGACUACACGGAGGCCCUGACCCCCAUCUGCAUCAGCCUGACCAACCUGGCAGAACGUCAGCUCCACAGCAAGGAUGUGGGGACCAACAUGGCCAGCCGCAGCAAGCAUGUGGACCUGCCUGCACCACAGAAGCUGCUGGCUCGGCUCCUGGUGCUGAUGUCAUCCCCCUACAAGGGCGAGGGCCGCGGGAUCGCCAUGCUCAACCUCCUGCAGACCCUGAGCCAGAGCAUCGCUCCCUCCAUGGCCGACAUGUGGGAGCUAGAGAUCCCGCUGCUGGUUCAGUACCUGGAAGAACACACUGAAUUCACUUGGAAUCAGAAGACCUGGGAAGACAAGCUAAUUCAGUUUCUGAGAAACUCUAUCAAGAAGACUCGGGGGUCCAGCUGGAGCCUGCGCCUGAGCAAGGAGCUGAACAACCAGAUUGAGAGCUUUGACAGCCCCUCCCUAGAGAAGGCCUUUCUGUACCGGGCUUUGGGCUUCACCCUGGCCACGGGCCUGGAGGCCGACAAGGUGGAGGUGCUGCUGUUGGAGCUGCUGUAUAAGACAGACUACAGCAACGACUUUGACCGGGAGGGGGUCAUCCUGUGCUUUGGCCUGUGUGCCCGGGGCCAGGUGAAGACGGUGUUGAACGUGCUGCACGACUUUGAGGAGCGGAUCCAGGAAUCAGAGCAGUCCUGGCAGAUCGGGGCUUGGCGGAAAGACCACCCCUGGAGGCGGGAGAUAGUGAAGAGCGCCCUCAUGGUCACAUACAGUUGUGUGGCCGCCUACUGCCACCCACAGAUGCUCCUCGCCCACGUGGACACCCCCAUCACCGCGAAGAUCAUCCACCACUACUCCAGCAGCUGCCAGGACAUCUCCCUCAAACUGGCCUUUAUGAAGAGCAUUAUGCAGGUCACUGACGCCAUCAAAAGCAUCGAGUACCUGGAGGACUUUCAAUUUGCCCAAAAGGCCACCGUUACUGGCAUUAUAACGGCCAUCCUCAAGGCUGAGCCGGCUGACAGCCUGGUUUCUCCUGUGCGGACCACGGCCAUGGAUGCCCUCGCGCACCUGAGCAAACUGAAGCCUUUCUACUCUGUGGAGGAAAACAGCGAGCUGAUGGAUAUCAGUCUACAUUCUGUAAUUUCUCUUCAGCCCCCAGGAGAGGACAAUGAUUCCAUGAAGAUCCUGUACACAAAUGCCAUGAUUGCCCUGGCGCAGCUCAUGGAGGGCCUCAUGCAACGGCAGCUGGACCCCAAGGGCCUGCAGGAGAUGGUGCACCUCCUGGAAAAAUGGAUCUUGUCGGAGAAAGAAUGGGAGCGGGAGAAGGCCAUGAAUCUCCAUCUUCGUCUCCUGCAGAUCUACGUCCAGAGCGUGGGCGUCUGCAUUCCCCUGAAGCUGGGGCAGUUUGGCACCCUGGUGGGACUCAUUGCCCCGUGCACCUGUGACCCCCACCGAAGAACCCGAGUGGCCUCCACUGACGUCCUGUCCAGCCUGCUGGACCUUCACGCCAGCCAGACCUGCUCCUUGUGGGACGCUUCCAAGGAGAAGGAGCUUAUGAAAUGUAGGGAGGACCUCAAGGGCUCGGAUGAGGAGAUGAUUUUCUCUGCGUCUUCCAGAAUCGCCAAGGUGGUGUGCAUGGAGUUUAACUGCGAUGAGGUGGUGUCUCUCAUCCAGAAGCUCUGCGAGAACAUAGGGGCCAUGGACCUCCAGCAUGACAAGGCCUCCGUCACCUGGAUAGGCACCUUCCUUCAGAUGCGGGUCAAGGAGCUAGAGGACAAGGUGGCCGAGAUCCUGGGUGCCAUCUUGGCCCACCUGCCGGUGGUGGACCACCUUGAGGUGCGACGCCUCCUCAUUGAAGGCAUCCUGCUGCUGGCACACUACCACCAGGAGACCGUCCUCACGUCACUCCUGAGGCAGCCCCUGCCCAUGGAGAGCCACCUGACCGAGGUGUGGCAGGCUGUGGCAGAGAACCUGCCCUUCGCGAGGACGAUGCUCCACGGCUUGAUGGGCCGGCUCCAGUCGAGGUUCAGCCCCCGGGCAAACGCCACCUCCAAGGCUGACAUCUGGCGGCUGGCUGCAGUGGACCCUCUGAUGACCCUGUGCACCAUCCACCUCCUGGUGGAGAAGAUGGAUCAGGACGACGAGCUCCCGGACCUCCUCCCAGACCUUGUCUACACCCUUCUUCUGCAGCUCAGCAGCAGCCACAGGCCAGAGGCUUCACCCCCCAUCCUGAAGACAUGGCGGCUAGUGCACGCAGGGACCCUGCCCGAGGAGAUCAACCUGCAGAGGAUCACCAUCAGAUCCAUGCAGCUUUUGCUCAGGAGAGUCAACAACGAGCACCUGGUGUGCAGCCUGGAGGAGCAGGGUGUGUGGAACCUCCUGGAGAACAGCUUGACGUUCCUGGAAGGCGUGGGCCUGCUCGCCAGGCUGUGCCUACAGAACAUGGAAGGCCACAGGCGGAGGCUGUCGGAGCUGGUGCUCAGGGGCCUGGACGCCGAAGUCCUGAGCUGUCGCAUUAGCAGCACGGCGGUGUGUGUGGAAUUCAUGAGCGACCCAGUUCUGCACCAGGAGAAACUGCUGAAGCCCGUGGUGUUCAUGCUGGAGAGAGGCGUGGACCAGGAGGAUGAGGCUCUGCGGGUGCUCUCCCUGCGCGCCCUCGGCAACAUGGCCCUAGGCGCCCCGCAGAAGGUGAAGCAGUACCGGAAGCUCCUGCUGGAGAAGUGCCUGUGUGCCCUGCGGGAGCCGGGCAGCACCAGUGUGGUCUCCGAGGGCAUGGCUGCCCUGACCAAGAUCCUGGCGGAGCUCCGGGAAGGGCACGUGGGGUCAUUUUUCAACGCCAUCUCCGAGCAGUGCAGGGCCUUCUUCGACAAUGAGAGCGAACUGCUGCGGUUCAAAGCUUUCGUGCUCUUCGGGACGCUGGCCAAGGUGGUCAGGGUAUCCAAGAAGCAUCUCUUCAAGGUGGAGGUGAAGAAAGCCUGGGUCUCCCUCAUGCUGCACUGCCAGGACCCCUGCUCUUACACAGCCAGAGCCUGCAUGGAGACCAUGUUGCAGUGCCUGCACUUUUGGGGCUGCAAGGGCCUGGAGAGCCCCCCUGGGCAGACAGCCGCCAGCGCGGAUGAGAUGACCGUGUUCCAGACCACCAUGUGCUCCGUCCUGACUCAGAAGAAGCCUGCCGUUCUCUACGGCUUCCUGCUAGAAACUAUCUCCUACCUGAAAAGUAAUUUGUCGAGGAUCAGAGUUGCCGCAUGCAACUUGGCAGGGAUUAUGAUGAAGCAGAUGUCUGCAAGCUACCUGAGAAAGCUGGACUUCCCGGCGUUACGGAAUUCUCUCCAGGAGCUCCAGCUGGAUGCGGACCCCGGGGUUCGGAGAGCAGCCCUGGAGACCCUCAAGAUUCUGGACAACUGCAGUCAGCAUGGGCUUCUGGCUUCCCCUGAAGGUGUUUCCUAG
Trichechus manatus latirostris (Florida manatee) is the source of this 5103-nucleotide messenger RNA. It is a transcript of the gene MROH2A, whose product is annotated as maestro heat like repeat family member 2A. The coding region runs from base 1 to 5103 and encodes 1700 amino acids. NCBI's taxonomy places the organism in Eukaryota, Metazoa, Chordata, Mammalia, Sirenia, Trichechidae. Gene Ontology annotation, cellular component: cytoplasm. The transcript has 42 exons. The record is from RefSeq and is a predicted model, not a curated record.